Messenger RNA from Bicyclus anynana (squinting bush brown), 1194 nucleotides. RefSeq names its product glycine, alanine and asparagine-rich protein-like. The record is from RefSeq and is a predicted model, not a curated record. Lineage: Eukaryota; Metazoa; Arthropoda; Insecta; Lepidoptera; Nymphalidae. Bases 103 to 1029 code for a protein of 308 amino acids. The transcript is spliced from 3 exons.
UUUUUGGCGUUGUAUAAAAGGUGCGAGCAGUUUGUGGUAGUCAUCACAAUUCGUUUUUAAUCAGUUUGAAUCAGUGGUUUGUUGUAGCAGACUUAACUAGCCAUGUCUCGACUUACGAUUCUCUUUGUCAUCGCUGCGGCGUAUGGAGUGAUUGCAGAGGAUGUGAAGAAGGACUCAGCUACAGACUCUCGCGCUGACCAGAGCGGAUUAAUAGGUGUAGGUGCCCCCGGUCUGAUCGGAGGUGGAUACGGUUACGGCAACGGACUCGGCGGCGGCUGGGGUCUCGGCGCUGGCGGCCUCGGCGCUGGUGCAGCUGGACUCGUAGUCUCUGGACCGGGAGUCGUCGGUGGCGGCGCCAACCUGAACAACGCCGCCGCGGCCGGAGUGGCCCAACUCAGCGCUAUCCAAAACGCUCAAGCCGUACAAGCCGCGCAGAUCGCCAACGCAGCCGCUGCCGCCAUCCAAGGCGCUCGCGUCACCGAAGCCGCCGCUAGAGCCGGACAAGCCAACGCCAUCCAGAACGCUCAAGCGUUGGACGCCGCUCGCUUAGCCAACAUCCAGAGAGCGCAGGCCGCGGCUUACGAGAACGCCCGCGCCGCUGAAGCCGCGAGACGUGCUUCCGCCGCUGCCGCAGCUGAAGUCGCUCGCGCUGUAGAAGCCGAACGUGUAGCCAACGCCGCGCGCGUCCAAGCUGCAGCUAUCGCCAACGCUCGUGCUAUUGAAGCCGCUCGCAUUGCCAACGCUGCGAGAGCGCAAGCCGCCGCUAUCGCCAACAGUGCCGCUCAAGCUCAAGCUGUCGCCGACACCGUCGCGAGAAACGCCGGUGCUGGCGGUCUCUGGCUCGGCGGCGGUGCUGGUCUGGGCAAUGGAGGUGGUGCAGUCAUCGCGGCCGCCCCUGUAGCCGUUGGCGGCGUUGCCAACGUCGGCGGCUGGGGACUCGGCGGAGGAUACGGAAUCGGCGGCGGAUACGGAGGAUACGGUCUCGGCGGCGGAUACGGAGGAUACGGCGGCUACGGGAAGGGACACUAAAUAAUACGACGUACUUAUUAGGGAUGACACCAAAAAUAUUAUAGAUAGAAUAAUCAAUUUCUACAUCCAUUUCUCCGUCACGUUCCAAGGAAAUGGUUAGCGGCAUAUUAAUAUUAAGUAUCGGUCGUGUAAAUAUAAUAAAAUAACAUACGAUUGCAUAAAAAA